UGCGCUUUGCGUCGACUGUCUUCACUGCUCCCAAUCGGCCUUCCCUUUUGUCAAUCUUCCCUCAGCAACAGCCACACCCUGAUGCUUCAGCACCACUUGGCACCUGCUGAGCACUUGAUCCACGAGCGCAUUUCGCUCUUGGUGCAUGCUCACGUGCGCCCUUUGUGCAUAUUCGCACAUUUAAAAACGCCACAUUCAAUCACCAGUUUUGCCCCCCCCCCCCCCCCCCGGUGGUGCGCGACUGUCGCUGGGGGCCUUUAGUGCGAUCGCCUUGCACCAAUACUGCUGCACUUACGGUAACUGCUUUUGCGGUGGGAGGGGUCACGGAGCCCAACAACGGCGCUCAUUGUCAGCUGCAGCUCUCCCCCCUGCCCGAUUCUCGUAACUACGCGCCCCUUGUGCCGCACUGCUGCCGAAACCCGUAGAGCACAUCCAAGCAGACGCUUCAGCAACGUCAGUGUCGGCAGCUCUUUGAGUCUGGUGAACCAUCCCCUCCCCGGUGACCCAGCAGGCAGGCAGGCAUGGCAGACAGUCGGCAGCCAGAGGACCGCUGGGCCUCCAACGGCCAAGAAAACGGCGAGAAUGGCUACUCAGCCUACAGCUACGAGGAGAACGGAUUCCACGGUGGGGCAGCUGCGCAACCCAAUACAGCAGUGGAUGAUUCAGCCAAUUUGCCUCCCUCCCCUCCUCCCUCUCCAUCCGCUGAGCAGAUGGGGCCAGCGGCGCAAGAUAAAGUAGAACCUGCCAGUGUCCUGCAACAGCAGGAUGAGGCUGAGGAUGAGGAGGAGGAAGUUGCCGUUUGCCAGGAGGAUUUGACAUGUGAGCAAGGGGGCAUCCUACUCUUAGAGCAGAAACAUUUGGUAGCAGAAGCGCAGGUUUUGAGCCGCGAGCAAGCUCAAACACCUGAGGCGCUCAAUGGAGGAAGUCAUCACAGGGAUCAUAGCCCUUCAAAAGCCCAACUCGAAGAAAAGAGCAGCUUGGAGUCCUGCGGCCAUGCAGAAAAGGACGCAGCAAAGGAAAACAAAGAGAAAACAGUCUUAGUGAUCAAGUCAAUUCCAGAAUAUGGCGCCGAGGCAACGGCUGAUACGUUUGUAGGCUUGGCCUCGAAAAUCUACUUUGAAUUUCUCACAUCAGAAAUGGGACAAAGUGAAAAUGAAGUGAAUGGACAGAAUUGUUCAGUCACAGGAAGCUUUGACAAACGUGUGGAUAGAAGCUACUUGGUGAUGCCUUCAUCUGAUGUCAUCACAAUAUUACCUGAUGAGCAACCAAGAACCGACUGUGAAACAUUGAACCUGGCAAGCACCCUUCCUUAUCGCACACUGCAGAAGACGGAGACUGUUGACACUAGACCAAAGUCCAGACCCCAAAAUGUGGCUUCUCUGGUGGGGAAAUCUUUAGCCAAGCUCACACUUGGAGAGCAGACUUUAAUAUCGGUGAGUGAAGAAAAACACCUGGAGGACCCGGGCAGCUGUGUCUUUAAAGAAUACUCUGGACCAAUGCCUUCUCCGGCUGACAAGCCAAGUCCUGAGGACAUUUCUUCCAAUUGUCUCCCUUUGAUGGAUUUUCAAGUAGACUACCUUGGAGCUGCCGAAGUUGAAGAUGAUCAAAAAUUACAAGAUAAUAACAUGUCUAAUCUUGGUAUAUCGCAAAAAUCACCUUUACGGUCAAAGAUACUGGAAAAGGCUGUGACGAGCGCAACAAAACCGGAUCGCCUCAGAAUCCCUAUGACAAGUCCAAAAGACAGACCAACCGAGUUUCAUUUGGGGAGCAAUCUACCUGGUGACAUAAAAAUACACACAAUUCCUGAAGUAGACAUUGAAAAAGACCCUUCAAGAGAAGCUUCUCCUGUCCCACCAGGCAGUUCCUUCACAUUUACAUCGACAGAAACUGAAAGUGAGGUCCCCCUGACUCUGACCUCACCCAAAAGCCUCGAUGAUGCGUCCCGAGAAGCACAACUUUCUGAAGAGAAGGCAAGGGAUAUCUCAGCUGAGACCGUUGCAAAAAGCAAGCGUGGUGGGAUGAACAGGGGGCAGAUAGCGAAACCUGAACAUGCAAAAGACUGCAAGAAGUUGCUCAGUGAUCCCAGGACACCUGCAAGGUCAGAAACAAGAGAAAAGGAAGAUAUCCCCAAGGCCCUAAAGCCCUCUAAUGGAAUAAGUACACUCUACUUACAGAAAGUCUCACCAAAGCCACAAUUUCUCUCUCCAGUCAUAAUUAUACCUCAGGCACAAGUGCAAGAAGAGGAUGACGUAGAGGUUGUAGAAGAAAUCAUAUAUGCUGAUGGGCCUGUGCUCCCCAAAGUGGAUCAGGAUGAGCCAGAACUGCUGAAAGUGGGCCCGGUGGUCCAGGGAAAUAGCAGUGUUGGGCAACCAAAGAGAGAUUUUCACAGUCCCUUUGCAUUCUCUGACGAUGACCAACUGCUGCAGUUGGUCAUCGAGAAGAUGGUUAGUUCAGAUGAUCCAACUGAACUCAAAGAGGAGAAGGGAACUGGUGUGCGGGAUGACAUGUCCUCUAUGGAGAUAGGUCAGAAGGUCGAAGACACCACUCAAGCUCUUAAUGAUGGAGCUCCAGUGGACAUCUCCAUCUGUGACACAGACAAUAGCUGGAUUGAUUCAAAAGAUGAUGACAAAACUAUCAUGACAAAGCAAAUCAGAGCCACCCUCACCAUACUCGGGGUGGACACAACCUCAAAACAGGUCCCUGGCAGAGGAAGUAAAGUGUCACGCAAAGGUCCCAGCUUUCGUCUAAAAGAGGAUAUGAAGAAGAAAAAAGUAGGCGUCGUGCGGAGGGCGGACCAGAAUAAGGUCUCAGCCUUCCAGAGUCGAAAAAGUGUAGCCAAAGCUGUGGCCAGACAUCCUCGGCCAAUUCUGCUUCAGAGUUCUGCUAGACGCAAAGCCGCAGGUGAACACUUCUGUCAGCCUUUAAGUGUCCACCAGUCCAGGGAGAGACCCACUCCUUUGUCCUUACAUUUCUCUCAACAGCGAAAAUGUAGCCCCACACGGCCAGUUCUGUCAAAAAUGUCAGUGCAGAGCCAGGGUUCUGAUGAGCAACCCUCACGCUCUGGCUCUGCAUGUAGCCUGAAAAGGAGCCCCCAGGUGGAGGCGGUGCUCAGUGAGGCUCGGCCAGCCUCAGCAUGCUCCCGCCCUCCCCCUCAGAAAAACACACAGGAGAGAGCAUACCGCAGUCCAGAGAAGAGGUCAUCACUCCCCAGGCCGUCCAAGUCACUGACCCGCCACCUUCCUGCAGCUGAACAAGAGGACAACAGCACUCCCAGCAGGCCAACUUGUGCAGAUUCUGCACGUUCCUGGUCAGCCCGCAGCGGCACAUCUACCCCUGGAUCCUCUGCGGUUACGCCCGGCACGCCGCCCAGUUACUCCCGCACGCCUGGCUCGCGCACACCCGGCAGCCACACGCCCAAGUCCUUCAGCGUUCUCCAAGAGAAGAAGGUUGCGAUAAUCCGCACCCCGCCCAAGUCGCCAUCUUCAGCCCAGCGGCAAUUGAAGGUUCUCAACCAGCCGCUUCCUGACCUCAAGAAUGUCAAGUCCAAGAUUGGAUCCACCACCAAUCUUAAACACCAACCCAAGGGUGGACAGGUGCAAAUUUUAAACGAGAAGCUGGAUUUCAGUCAUGUUCAGUCAAAGUGCGGCUCCAAGGAUAAUCUGAAGCACACGCCCAAAGGAGGCAAUGUCAUGAUUCCAAGUGUUAAAUUGGACUAUAGCCACGUCCAGGCUAAAUGUGGCUCCCUGAACAAAAUCCAGCAUGCACCAGGCGGAGGAAACGUCCAAAUCCAAACCAACAAAAUUGACUUGAGCCACAUUACUUCCAAAUGUGGCUCCAUGUCCAACAUCCGCCACAGGCCAGGCGGAGGCAAUGUUCGGAUUGAGAAUGUGAAGCUGGACUUUAAAGACAAAGCUCAAUCCAAGGUCGGCUCGCUGGGCAAUGCCAGCCACAUGCCAGGAGGAGGAAAUGUGAUGAUCGAGAGCCACAAGCUGAGCUUCCGUGAGUCCGCCAAAGCUCGGGUGGACCACGGUGCAGAAAUUGUUGUCACCCACUCCCCCGGGCUGGAGAUGGGAGGCACCUCACCUCACUUGUCCUCGGCCGGCAGCAUCAAUCUACUGGAGUCGCCACAGCUCUCCACACUGGCCCAAGAUGUCACCGCAGCACUGGCCAAGCAGGGCUUAUGAGCUGCUUGCUUUGGGUCAUUCCUCCUCCCUAACAGUUUCAUUCAGUCAAAAGCAAUCCAGUGUUUUCCCACGGCCCUCUCCAGACCCUCCACCUCGCCGGUUAUACUUUCCAAAACGAUUUAAAAAGAGAAUCCUCCAAUUAUUGUUCGCUUCACAAAUUACUGUUCUUCUUUCAUUGGACUUGUGUGUACUUGUACUGAAGAAGGGCGUGUGCUCUAUGAUUGUACAGUGAUUUUUUUUUAAAGCAUUGCCGCAUUGCUCUUGCAUGGGGACAACUCUUAAAGUCAACUGAAUUUGCAGUAACUUAGAAAACUGUUGAAACUGUGACAAAAGAACUACUAGCUUUGAAUAUGAGAAUCGGUUGAGCAUGUCUGUUAAAAGGAAUGUGGCAUUGAAAGAAAAAAAAGAUGGUUUGUGGUGAUUUUAUGGUACAUAAUGACCUGUUGGAAAAUGUGUGUCUAUGUGUUUUUAUAUUUCACUGUAGUUUUGUACGGUGGCUACAGCUGCAGUUCUCAAAUAGUUAUUUUAUUUCCUGCAAUUGAAUUAUUAUUUCUCUGCUUUUAAAUGAGCAUCGUUGUUGAGUAUUCAAAAGGUCUUUUUGGAACAGUGAUUUCAAAGGCCCCUUAUCACUUGAGGGCCUUUAUUCCGCUACAGAGACAAAGGGAAAAUGAAAGCCUGCGCUUGCGUAUACAAACAUUCCAUUUGAGUGUGUAUGUGAUAGAACCUGUGCAUUGUAGAGAAAUGAAGAGUGCACGGAAGGCUCAACGUGCAGCUGUAAUAAGUUCCAAACUGUUUUAGUGUGUUCUUCACUCACUGUUGUGAAUGUCCCACCCUGACGUUACCUCCCUUCCAGUGUUUAUCGGCACCUGUGUACGUGUAUUUAAAAUAUCAUGUUUCCAAUGUUUUCAUGGGUAAACACUUCCAUGGAAAACAGUGGCAAACGAAAUAAAGAAGACUGAAAGUAA
This is a messenger RNA of Hippocampus zosterae (dwarf seahorse), 5149 nucleotides long. Its product is annotated as microtubule-associated protein tau-like. Gene Ontology annotation, molecular function: microtubule binding. The record is from RefSeq and is a predicted model, not a curated record. The transcript is spliced from 18 exons. Gene Ontology annotation, cellular component: neuron projection. Bases 522 to 4184 code for a protein of 1220 amino acids. Gene Ontology annotation, biological process: neuron projection development; microtubule cytoskeleton organization. NCBI's taxonomy places the organism in Eukaryota, Metazoa, Chordata, Actinopteri, Syngnathiformes, Syngnathidae.